This is a messenger RNA of Closterium sp. NIES-67, 1739 nucleotides long. NCBI's taxonomy places the organism in Eukaryota, Viridiplantae, Streptophyta, Zygnematophyceae, Desmidiales, Closteriaceae. The record is from the annotation of a GenBank genome assembly.
UCCGCAGCCAAGCACGAGUCGCCUAUUGCUUCAGUGCACUGCUGCCGUCAACCACGGCUUCCUCGCCAUGGCUUCGCGACGCCUGGUCGCCUCGCUUUCGCGCCGCCAUAUUCCCGAUCACUCGCCAGUACUGCUAGCGCGAUGCACCUGGAUCCAUUUUCGCCCACUUGCCUCACUUCCGACCAAAUCACUGGCUUCAUCGCAGAUCGGAUCCACCCUAGGAUCUCACAUCCCCGCUCCUUCGCUAAUUCCUUCGCCAACUCCUUCGCCGCAUCUCCACCCUACCUCCACCCGAUUCGCCAACCCGUCGUUUCGUUCCGCUGACGUCACCAGUGUCGCAUGGGCUCCGACACCUCAGGCGUCUGCUGGCUUCUUGCUUACUAAAGGGUUUGCGAGUUUCCCCUGGGGAUCCCUGAAUCCGUUAUCACCAUCCCAAGGCCGUGCUUCAGUCGCCAUCCGUGCAUCUGUUGCAAACCGUUCUCUUAUCGCAUUCCCGCUGCAGCAGCAGCAGCAGCACCGACAGUUGCACCAACAGACCCAGCAGAGCCAGCAGCAGCAGCAGCACCGACAGUUGCACCAACAGACCCAGCAGAGCCAGCAGCAGCAGGAUCCGCAGCAGCAGCACCCGUCAGACGAAUCCGUCCACUUCUCGCUAGACUCCCGCGUUACUAGCGGAUCCGAUAAUGCUUCGGUGGUGUACCAAGGGCCCUUCUCCUCCCCUCUCCGCAACGUCAAGAUUCUCUCCCUCUCCACCUGCAUCCUCUCCCUCACCCUAGGACCUAUUGUUACCUUCUACUCUACCACCGCCUUAGGAGCAGCGGGAGGAGCAGCAGCAGCCGGCGCAGCUGGCGCAGCCGCGGGAGCAGCGGGAGCAGCAGGAGCAGCAGGAGCAGCAGCAGGAGGGGUCGGCACAGCAGCAGCUGCAGCACCAAAUGCAGCCGCCACCGUACUCCUUAAAGGCAGCAUCGCUGGUACGUUAGCGCUCUUCAGCACAGCCACUACAGCUACCUUACACUGGGUGGGCUCUCCCUACGUCCGCAGCAUCAGAUUCCGCAGAGGCGCGCCGAGCAUGCAGGUGGAGACGUUAUCCUGGAUGGGUACACCUCUACAGAGCACUGUAUAUCUUCGCGAUAUAACGGCCGCGCCACAGGGCAACCGGCCGCUACAGCCGACGUUUCUAGCAGGAGGAAAGGAGUACUAUGUGGAUCUGGAGCUGGUCCAGUGCCCAGAGCUGAGGAGACGGCUGGAGAGGGCGGAGGGAGGGCAGAGAGCGGAGUCUGUGGGCUCCCAUGAUUGACUCUCCCUGCGGUGUAUGGUUUCUGGUGUCUGGUGCAUGGUGUGUGGAGCCGGUUUCGUGCAGCGAGAAGUAGGGAAGGAGUAAUACCGUGUGUGGAUCUGGGGCUGGUGCAGUCCCAUGAGCUGAUGAGACGACUGGAGAGAGAGGUGUAUGGAUGGUGUGUGUAGUGGGAGGAAAGGAGUGCUACAUGUAUAUCUGGAGCUGAGGAGACAGCACUCUGGAGUAGGGGGUUGUAGCACCAAGGGGGUCUGGAGCAUUGCUGUAUGUGGAUGUGGAGCUUGUUCUGUGGUGUAAGGGCUCAGGAGUCGAGGAGACAGACUGGAGAAAGGGCAGGGGAGGGCAUAAGGAGAGUCUGUUGGAACUUUUGAUUGGUACGAUUCUGUAAUCUCAGUACCAGGCCCCACAAUAUUGAGAAGUUUACACUGAUUUUGCCCUUUUUCAG